Monoraphidium neglectum is the source of this 199-nucleotide messenger RNA. RefSeq lists its product as hypothetical. The record is from RefSeq and is a predicted model, not a curated record. NCBI's taxonomy places the organism in Eukaryota, Viridiplantae, Chlorophyta, Chlorophyceae, Sphaeropleales, Selenastraceae. The transcript has a single exon. The annotation marks the transcript as partial.
AUACCAGCAGCAGGGCGACCGCCUCCAGGUGGAAAACUUCAAGCUGUCAGAUGAGCUGGAGGCCUCGAAGCUGAACCUGAGGGACAUCAAUGAGUUUCUCACCAACGAGCUCAAGGCGCGCACCGCCGCGAACGCCGCGCUCGACGAGCGCGUCGCGCAGAUGGCGGCGCAGCUGGAGGCGGCGCGCAAGGAUUGCGAG